This is a messenger RNA of Cylindrotheca closterium, 597 nucleotides long. The record is from the annotation of a GenBank genome assembly. NCBI's taxonomy places the organism in Eukaryota, Bacillariophyta, Bacillariophyceae, Bacillariales, Bacillariaceae.
AUGGAGGCAAUGGACCUGGUACCUGGUAGCAUUGGAACGACAGCGGUACUCGCUGCUUGUACUGCAAAUGCACCUGCUGGUAUUGGAACGACAGGAGUAACCACGGCUGUCGCUGCUACCUCAAUUUUUGAAGUCCCAAAUUUCCACCAACUAUUGGAGAAUUUUGAAGUCGUUGUAUCUGCUCUGAAAGCUGAAGAGGGAACAAUGAAAACUACGGAUGGCGAUUUGAGAGCUGAAAUGGCAGACAUGAAAACUAUUAAUUCCAACCUGGGAGCUGAAAUAGCAGACAUGAAAACUACUAUUUCCAAUCUGAAAGCUGAAGUGAUCACAAUGGAAACUACAGAUGCCAAUCUGGGAGUUGAAAUGGCAGACAUGAAAUCUGCUAAUUCCAAUCUUGGAGCUGAAAUAGAAGAAUUGAAAGCUGCGAAUGAAACCCAAAAGUAUGAAAUCCAGAUCUUGAAAGCUGAUCUACACCAAGCUCGACUCGACGUCUUGGCCAAACACACAAAAGAUAUUGGCAUAUGCCGAGGAAGAAUCGUCGCUCCAGCAUGUGCAACCUACUUCGAAACGUCCAAGAGUAUGGCCGUGGUGAGCUAA